GACCGGAGGAGCUCCUCGCUCGCUGCGGUAGCUAGCUAUAGUAGCCAAUCGACAGAGGACGUCUCUUGACUCUUGUACUGCUACGAAGGUAGCUAGUUAGUAGCUACACAGCAUGGGUGGCGAAGGGGACGCCCCGAGCCGGCUGGAGAGCAUCCUGACGGACACGUCGGCCCCGCUGGGGGAGUGCGCGUGGGCGGCGGGGUCGGUCGAGCUCCGGCUGCUUGUGCGGCUGGCGGCGCCGGUGGUGGUGGUGUACAUGAUCAACUACGUCAUGUCUAUGUCCACGCAUAUCUUCUCCGGCCACCUCGGGAACCUGGAGCUCGCCGCCGCCUCGCUCCGCAACACCGCACUACCGGAAAAGAGUCCUACCAUGACGGCCAAAACAAUGCCGACGGCCGCCGUCGGCCUAUUUUGAGCUAUGCCGACAGCCACGUCCUGGCGUUGGCCUAUCCUGGCCGUCGGGCUACCCCGAUCUAGGCCGAUGGCACCCCUCGGCACCAAAUGGCCGUCGGCCUAGCUGAGAACACACCGACAAGUACAGUCGGCAUAAAAUAGCCUUCGGCAUACUCGUGGGCCCGGCGAUCCCGUCCGUGACCAGCGGCUAACGUCGUCAAAUCUAUGCCGACAGAGGGGACGGACAACCGUCAGCAUAUCUCCGCAUGCCAGGUCACCGAUCCGGGGCGCACUGUCCAGCACGUAUGCCGACGGCGGCCGGCGGCAUACACGCCACGUCAGCGAUCCGCAG
This is a messenger RNA of Triticum dicoccoides, 745 nucleotides long. Its product is annotated as protein DETOXIFICATION 40-like. Bases 113 to 415 code for a protein of 100 amino acids. NCBI's taxonomy places the organism in Eukaryota, Viridiplantae, Streptophyta, Magnoliopsida, Poales, Poaceae. The record is from RefSeq and is a predicted model, not a curated record. The transcript has a single exon.